AUGCCUGUAAAUCACAUAUUCCUGUUCCAAUCAAAUAUUGAUACGUUGAAUGAACGCAUCAACGAAAGAAACAUUCAUGAAAUCGAACAGUUAUCCUCCUUUACUGCAACUGAAGGUCAAUUUGGACGCGCUGUACUGGACAAAACAAAGAAGAUAUCAGUGAUGGCACCGACAACAACGAAUACGAUGACGUCAGCUAAUUCCACCCAGGAAUCCGACACGUCAGAUGCCGUCCAAUCAAAGGCCGAAGCUUCCGACACUAAGGAAAGCACAGAGAUAAAGCAACCACCGCCAUUUAUUAAAACUAGCUAUCCUGUCCAUUUAAUUGACUGCCCCGAGGAGAGUGAACCCAUUGUAUUCUCUAGCCGUCCUCCUGAUAAACCAAGUGAUCCUGGCGUUACAUGUUCCGGUAAAUGA
Paramuricea clavata is the source of this 417-nucleotide messenger RNA. NCBI's taxonomy places the organism in Eukaryota, Metazoa, Cnidaria, Anthozoa, Malacalcyonacea, Plexauridae. The record is from the annotation of a GenBank genome assembly.